Theobroma umbraticum is the source of this 3466-nucleotide messenger RNA. RefSeq names its product glycosyl hydrolase 9B13 (gene GH9B13). Lineage: Eukaryota; Viridiplantae; Streptophyta; Magnoliopsida; Malvales; Malvaceae. The record is from RefSeq and is a predicted model, not a curated record. Gene Ontology annotation, biological process: carbohydrate metabolic process. Gene Ontology annotation, molecular function: hydrolase activity, hydrolyzing O-glycosyl compounds.
GUGGAUCUACCGGUACGAGACAAUUUUCAUGUGCAUUUGGAGAUGAGUUCUAGAAGUUCCCUCGGGCUUAUCUUGAAUUCCUGCUUCAAGCACAUCAUCGCAAAGUACAACUUCUGCAUGGGUCUUCAUCGACGCUUUUGUGGCUAACUCAUUGAACCCAAAGAUUUACACAAAUUAACCAUUUUGAUCAUUCUUCAUUCACCAACUUUCUCCGACAUUAGGGUCGAGUCUUCAACGUCGACACCCAUCACCUCCCCAUUUUUAUGUGUUGAACAUCUUUCUCUAACAAACUGAGUUUCAUUUUUAUUCCUCGGUUGGCUUCCUCUAAACUUUGUUCCAACACUAUGAGAGCCUGGUUACAUUACACCCUAUCACCCUGGCUGUAAAAGAUUACACCGUCUCCGAUUUCAUAUAAUUUUAAGUGAAAAAUUGAAUUACAUAAUGCAUUGCAUGUUUCUUAGCACUAUUAAGUAGUUAUUGGGGAUGCCCUCAAAAUCUUUGCAGAUAUGAUUUCUUUACUUUGCAUUCAUGUGAACUUACCACCGAUAAAGGGGAAACUUUUUGCUUUACUUUUCUGUCAUUCUGUUACAUAUUAGCAUGAAGUUUUGUUACAUACUUCUUUACAGCAGUAAAUCUUCUGUUUUUCUCUUCUUUACUUUAGUGUUAAAUCACGUCCCUUCUUCACUUGUGCUGGUUCUAUAUUUUAGGUGUGUAUAAUUGAAUCACCCUAAUGAAUCAUUAUUCACUGGGAGAUGGGGAAAAAGCACAUUUUUCUAAGUGAAAAGUUGGAAGUAUUACGAGCACGACUGCUUUUAGGCUUUACACGUUUCAAUAUUUCUUUGAAUUAUUAACUACAAUCGAACAUUUGGCUUAGAUUUAUCUGCAAAUCUGCUCCAGUGAGGAAUGUGAAAAUAAAUAUUUGGACAACAUGCUUUCCAGUUUUUCCUUUGUUUAACUUAUUCUUCUUUAAACAUCCUCUGCAGACUUGCAGUUAAAAUCGUGGAAAAAAUGAUCCUGACUUCACUCACAUGACAUGUCCUAACACCAUUGGACAUUUUUCCCCCGAACAUGUUAACUGAAUAUUAAUGUAAUCAAAACACCCAUGUGACCACGGGAAUUUCUGUUAUUAAUACUCUCCUGUCUGACUGCGUGUCCUUGAUUUUGGGCAAUGGAACCUUGAAUUGAAAAGGCUAUCUUCAUUUCAAUAAAGUAAUGCUUGAAAAACAUAGUGGAAACGAGAAAAAUUUAUGAGCCAACGCCAAGCACCUGUUACAGGAUGUGCACUUAAUUAUUGUUUUAACUUGUACUAUAGCUUUUAAUUUACUAAGUUGUAAUAGGUCACCUUAAAAAAAUAAAAAAAAAGAGAAUGCAGCGGUAACUUGUAACCAAGCAAGGAGGUGACGGAGGCGGCUUUUACUAUAUAAAUAACGAAGGGGGUGUAGUCUGCCCUCAACUGCGGCUUGCAGGUUGGUUGUUGGUUGGUUAGUUGGUUGGGGUUGUGUACUUUUGGGGCAGCCUAAAAAAAAUGGGUCUCUCACCUUCCCCCUUCUCUCUGAUAGUCCUGCUUGCUUGUUUCGCUGGUUCUGUCCUGCAGGGUGAUGGUUUUCCUUUCCAUCACAACAGCCCUUUUCACCACCACCACCACCCUCGUUUUGCCAAGCACAACUACAGAGAUGCUCUUACCAAAUCAAUCAUCUUUUUUGAAGGUCAGAGGUCAGGGAGGCUUCCUUCUAACCAGAGGAUUACUUGGAGGAGGGAUUCUGGCCUCUCAGAUGGUGCAGCCAUGCAUGUUGAUUUGGUUGGAGGAUACUAUGAUGCUGGGGACAAUGUGAAGUUCGGGUUCCCCAUGGCCUUCACCACCACCAUGCUCUCGUGGAGUGUAAUUGAAUUUGGUGGGUUGAUGAAAGGAGAGAUACAAAAUGCCAAACAAGCCAUUCGUUGGGCUACUGAUUACCUGCUCAAAGCAACUGCACAUCCAGGCACCAUUUAUGUUCAGGUUGGUGAUGCAAACAAGGACCAUUCUUGCUGGGAAAGACCAGAAGACAUGGACACUCCAAGGAGUGUUUUCAAAAUAGACAAAAACACCCCUGGUUCUGAUGUAGCAGGAGAAACUGCUGCCGCACUUGCGGCUGCCUCAUUGGUCUUUAGAAGAAUUGACCCCGCUUACUCCAAGCUUUUGGUCACGAGGGCUAUCAGGGUGUUUGAGUUUGCUGAUAAGUACAGAGGGGCCUACAGCAACGGGCUGAAGAGAGCUGUGUGCCCAUUCUAUUGCUCUUACUCUGGUUAUCAGGAUGAACUGUUGUGGGGUGCUGCUUGGCUGCACAGAGCCACCAAGAACCCAAUCUACCUAAAGUAUAUUCAAGUCAAUGGGCAGAUCCUUGGAGCUGCGGAGUUUGACAACACCUUUGGAUGGGAUAACAAACAUGUUGGAGCAAGAAUUCUUCUCUCUAAGGCAUUUCUUGUUCAAAGACUGCAAUCUCUCCAUGAAUACAAGGGCCACGCAGAUAAUUUUAUUUGCUCUCUCAUACCAGGAGCCCCAUUUUCUUCAGCUCAAUACACCCCAGGUGGGCUUCUGUUUAAGAUGAAUGAUAGCAACAUGCAGUAUGUGACCUCUUCUUCAUUCCUGCUCCUAACCUACGCUAAGUACUUAACUUCUGCCCACCAGGUUGUUAACUGCGGUGGCACCACGGUUACCCCAAAAAGGCUCCGAAUCAUUGCCAAGAAACAGGUGGACUAUCUGCUGGGAGAUAACCCCUUGAAGAUGUCCUACAUGGUGGGAUACGGUCCAAGGUACCCGCAAAGGAUUCACCACAGGGGCUCAUCACUACCGUCCGUUGCAAAGCACCCAGCCAAGAUCCAAUGCUCCGCAGGCUUUAAUUUCAUGAACUCCCAAUCCCCCAACCCCAACGUUCUGGUAGGUGCAGUCAUCGGUGGGCCAGACCAACAUGACAGGUUCCCAGAUCAACGGUCAGAUUAUGAGCAGUCAGAACCAGCAACGUACAUCAAUGCACCCCUUGUAGGAGCGUUAGCUUACCUUGCUCACUCUUUCGGCCAGCUUUAGGGGGGCCCUACCAGGAACUUAACAGAAUUAGCUAUUUAGGUGUUUGUAAUGUUUUCAUUUUUACUUAAUAUUGAAAAUGUCGAAGUUCUACCAAUAUUCCUCUGGAAAAGGAAGUGCACGAGGCUAAUGUGGUCGAGACCUAAGGCUCGAGCCCCAAACCUUGGAGCACAAAUGUCAAGGAUGGACAGCCUUGUGGGCCUUUUUUUUUCUUUUCUAAUAUACGUUAUUAUUAUUAUCGUUACCAGUUUAUAGCCUCUGGUGAGAGUGCAUAUGGCGUGCCAAGAACGGCGUUUUAUUGUAAUGGCUAGCUCAAGCUAAGGAUUCUGGGCUCCUAAUUAGGAUAUAUUUAGGCCGUUUUGAAACUUGUAAUAUGUCUACUAGCGUUUAUCUUGCGAGAGUUCAAUA